AUGCAGCAAGUGCUUGGUCAGCAGGACGUUGGGUUUCAAUCCGCAGAGCAGGAGCUGGCGCUGCACGCAGUAAUUGAUGGGCAGACGCCGCUUGUCGUCGUGCUGCCAACUGGUGGAGGCAAGAGCUUGCUGUUUAGCGUGCCGGCUUGCAUAGACGACGCUGGGGUGAUGGUGGUCGUGGUGCUGUACCGAGCGCUCAUUGAGGAUCUAGUAGACCGGAUGCAGAAGUGCGGCAUCGACUGCAUGGAGUGGAAGCACGGCGAGAGCAGCCCGGCCGCUGUUGUCGUAGUC
Didymella exigua CBS 183.55 is the source of this 291-nucleotide messenger RNA. RefSeq lists its product as uncharacterized. The record is from RefSeq and is a predicted model, not a curated record. The transcript has a single exon. The annotation marks the transcript as partial. Lineage: Eukaryota; Fungi; Ascomycota; Dothideomycetes; Pleosporales; Didymellaceae. Gene Ontology annotation, biological process: double-strand break repair via homologous recombination. Gene Ontology annotation, cellular component: chromosome; cytoplasm; nucleus. Gene Ontology annotation, molecular function: nucleic acid binding; ATP binding; four-way junction helicase activity.